Molecule: messenger RNA, 6371 nt
Organism: Notothenia coriiceps (black rockcod)
Lineage: Eukaryota; Metazoa; Chordata; Actinopteri; Perciformes; Nototheniidae
Product: protein unc-13 homolog C-like
Exons: 16
Coding region: 702-6371 (1889 amino acids)
Biological process (GO): dense core granule priming; presynaptic dense core vesicle exocytosis; synaptic vesicle priming
Cellular component (GO): presynaptic membrane; neuromuscular junction; plasma membrane
Molecular function (GO): calcium ion binding; diacylglycerol binding; calmodulin binding
Source: RefSeq, a predicted model, not a curated record
AGCCGACAGUCGCGCUGUCUGUCUCCCCAUCAGCAUCACCACCACCCGGCGUCUGCACACAAUUUUGGAGUAGACACCUCGUGCUGUGACACUGCCCUACGAGCAUGGGUGUGUGACUGUGUGUGUGCGUGUGUGUUUGAGUCGUGGGGAAAAUAAAACCCAGCAGCCUGCGGCAUUAAAGGGCAGCAUCUUCGGUCCCCCUUUACGCGAACAGGGGAACACAGUAGAGGAACGAGCGGUGGGCACAGAAGGUGGCAUGGAGGAGAGGUGUGUGUGUGUCUGUGCACGGAGGCAGGGCUGUGGGAUGUGGUGUCUGACGGACGCGGAGAGAUGCUGUGAGCUUUGGUAUUAGCAGGCAGCUGCGCACCGAGCCGCUCUUCUCCCGCCCUCCCUCCUCAGCUGUUCUACUCGCACCGACCAUUCGCCGAAAUCGGGGAAUCGGCUCCACACGGCUCGCUGUGCUCACUACCGCUGGCGUCCUGCACGGGGAUUUGACACAACCAGACAGAGAUGUGCCAUUUCGGGAAGAAGGCCACUGGAUUAAAAAAUAUUGAGCUUCUACACGGACUGUGGUUUUAGUGACUGUGAGCUGGAAUCCCAUUGUCAAUCACAGGUUGAUCGUGCUUGGCUCAUCUACGCUGUAUUCUCAGCCAAAUUCUCCUUCCACUUGAUGAUACAAAUAGUCCACAGUAUUGCCAUCCAUGGUUUCUGCCCUAAUAAAUACUAUAUCAUCCUACAUUAAAAAGAUUUGCAAAGGAAUGUUUACAAAGAAAUUGGCAAACCCAAUAAAGAAGAAAGAGAGAAGUGAAAAUAAAGAGCCCAAAUUGACCACUGAUUUGCAAGCGCACAAUCUAACUCUCUCUACCACACUGAAGACUACCGUUAAAAAGAUUUCCAAAUGCUCUUCGGCACGUAACAUAUCGCUCGAAGAAGACGACGGAAAAAACGAUUGCUCAUCACUGUCACCCACUUUCAGCUAUCGAGUAGCUAUAGCAAAUGGACUCCCGAAAAACUCUCUCUUUUUGAACAAUAAUGAAAGUAUAUUUUCUGAGGUUCUUUCAAUUGAUAUUAAUUACUCUGACUCCUUGAGUGAGACAAAACUUGUAAGGAGACUGGAUGAGCAAAAAUCACACACUAUGCCAGUAAGACGAAACAGGAAGAGCCUCAUCAGUUUGGCUCCAUCUGAUGGCAGCUCUGAGGGCGAGCGAGUGGAACGCUCAAGUCUACACACACUUAGGCUUGGUGCUCUACGCAAGUUAAGAAAAUGGAAAAAGAGUCAGGAAUGUGUCUCCUCCGACUCCGAGGUGAGCAAUUGGAGGAAAACCUUGGGCAUCCGGAGCAAGUCCUUGGACCGUGCUGGACGGCAGCAAAAGAGCUCAACCCUGGAGCCUGGCUCCUCCUCCACAGGUUGCAUUAGUCAGACCCAGGAUGUCAUGGAAAUGAUCUUUAAGGAGCUUCAGGGGAUCAGCCAGAUAGAGACAGAGCUGUCCGAGCUACGCGGCCAUGUAAAUGCCCUAAAAAGCUCCAUUGAUGAGAUAUCCAGCAGUGUGGAAGUAGUUCAAAGUGAGAUUGAGCAGCUUCGCACAGGAUUUGUCCAAUCUAGAAGGGAAACACGUGAUAUUCAUGACUACAUAAAACAAAUUAGCCACCAGGCCAAUAAUUCAACCCUGCGGUUCAUUAAUGUUCCCGAAGAAAGGGGAGAGAAAACAGAGAGUGUAAUAUACAAAAUACUGAAAGACAAAAUGGGUUUCGUUGAUGCCCUUAAAACAAUAAAAAUUGAGCUUGCUCAUAGGUUAGGGCAACAGAGAGAAUGUUCUAAUGCAAAACCCCGCCCAAUUAUUGUUAUUUUUGCAACAACCCAAGAAAGAGAUGUGAUCUUAAAAAAGUGCUAUAAACUGAAAGGAACAGGUAUUAUAGUCUCUACAGAUAGCUUAACUCAAGAUGGAAAGGAGAGAAAAGACAAAGCAAUGUCUUCCUCACAAACCUAUGAAAGCAUGGAUAUAAAAGUCUCAGGGAAGGACAAAGUAGUGGAGAGCGAUGACUGGGAUUCAAUGGACAGUGAUAAAGAAUUAGACGAAUUAAGCAGAAAUAAAUAUGCAAUGGUGGUUUCAAAGCCUGUUCACAAGAGCAAAUCAGAGAAGAGGCGUUCCCAUGACCAUAGCCGGUCAGGAGAGGAAGCCGGCUACUCAGGCACUGUUCACUAUGCUGAUGACGCCUACUAUGACCCAGACAAGCAUGCAAAGGCGUACUACUCUGAUUUGACCCCAGGUUGGCUUUCCCAGAGUGACUACUCCACCCCUAAACUCAGCCGCUCUGAGUCUGACUGCUCAAAGCUUUGCCAGUCGUACUCCGAGGACUUUUCAGAAAGUCAGUAUUUUACACGGGCAAAUGGCGGCUCACUGCUGUCCUCUUCCGAUCAGGAACUGUGGCAGAGGAAACAAGAAGACAUGUCCACCUCCUGGUAUGCUAGCGAGACGCAGCCGCUCGGCCAUGAUAAUCAAACAUAUGAACACAAUGAGAUUGAGACUACAGAAACUAUUGACAGUGGGGUGAGCAAUGGACUUAUCUGCAUGUCAGGAGACAGAAGCCACUACAGUGGCUCCCAGCUCUCUCUUCAAGGUGACCUAUCACCCUGGAAAGACUGGCAUCACCUCGAGCAGGGUGCUGACUCUGGUUUGGAAGCUUCUACAGAGGUCAGCAGUCCCUUUGACCCAUCAACCAUCCCCGGUUUUCCAGAAAAUAUCACUAAAUGUCAGGAGGUUGAUUUACAAUUUGAAGGAGAAGAGGAAUUCAUGAUGCUUGACAGAGACUCUCUACCACCUAUAACCACACACAUUAUUCCUCCCGUCACAGAACGGGAGACUGUCAUCAAGACAUCUGCCCGGCAGUCUAAAGAAGAAUAUAAGAUUAGUGCAAAAGAAAACACAAAAGUAUCAUCUAAAGAUACCCCUAAAGCUGCUGCUAAGUCUACACAUAAACAGACUAAAUUGGCUCCUAAAGAAGAAACCACCAAAAUAUUGCCUAAGGAGAUCUCAAAGGUUUAUGCUACUAAAGUUUCAUCUAAAGGGACCUCUAAAGCAGCUCCUAAAGAUGUAUCUAAAGAGGUACAGAAAUCAGCAGUUAAAGAGCCCUCUCAAGCCCUUCCUAAAGAACGUACAAAAGUAACACCGAAAGAUACAACAAAGCCCACUGUUAAAGAAGUUUCUAAAGUGACAUCAAAGAUAACUUCUAAUGAGCCGACCAAAGUCACUCCUAAAACUACCCCGAAAGUUAGCCCGAUAGUGACUCCAAAAGAAAGUCCAAGAGAGUCACCGAAAGAGAGCCCGAAAAUAACCCCAUUUGUGAGCCCUAUUUCAACCCCUAAAGAGUCCCCUAAAGAAUCCCCUAAGGAGUCUCCUAAAGUGUUUGCAAAAGAUCUACCACAAGUUGCACCUAAAGAAGUUCUGAAAGUUGUUGCUAAAGAGGUUACCAAAGAAGCUGCACAACUACCCCCAAAAGAAGCCCCAAAAGAGAUAACUAAAAUAGCAUCUAAGGAGACUGGUAAAGUACCCACUAAAGAGGUUUCUAAGAUUCCACCUCAAGAAGUUUCUAAGAUUCUACCUCAAGAAGUUUCUAAGAUUCUACCUCAAGAAGUUUCUAAAAUUCCAACUCAAGAAGUUUCUAAGAUUCCACCUCAAGAAGCCCCAAAGGUAGCACCUCAAGAGAGUCCCAAGGUGCUACCCAAUGACAUCCCAAAAGCAGUCCCAUCAGAAGCCCCUAAAGUUGCACCCAAAGUAGCAUCUAAAGAUGCCCCUAAAGAAACCCCCAAAGUAGUUCCGAAGGAUAAAUUCCCUGAACUGGAUGUCAAUCAUAGCUUUCACCAGACUCAGAAUAAAUCUUCAACUAUGUACCGCAGUCAGAGUGAGAUUCGAACAGAGAAAGUUGAGGAGGUCCCCAAGUCUUGGAGUAGUAGGCUCAGCAUAGAUCUCACUGAGAAGUCCUUUGGUUUUGGCUUUGGCUCUACACUGCAGAGAGCUAAGUCAGCUCUGGAGGUUGUUUUGAAGUCUGGCCCUCCCACUCCUAACCCUGCUCCCCCAGAGGCGCCCACCAGCUCAUCAUUUAUGGGCCGUUUUCGCACCCUGUCCACCUCUGGUGUUAGUAACCCUUCUACUGCAACAGACUCAGAUGCCUACAAAGAGCCUGUCUUUAACAAGGCAGAGGAUAAGAAAGCAGGUUCAGACCCAGAAGCUGUGGAACAACCAGUGGACAAUGAGACCCACUAUGUUGAAGUGAUGGAGCAGGUACUAGCCAACUUGGAGAACAGAACUAAUGCUGAUGAGACAGAUGAGACAGAUGAAGCUGCGCAGGAGUGUGAGACUUCUCAGGACUAUGAUGUGUCUGAUGACGUUGAUGCCUCUCAAGAUGAUGAUGCCUUUGAGGACUUAGAGGCCUCUCCAGAUAUUGAAGCCACAGAUAACUAUGAGACGAGUAAAGAGGCAUGUGUUCUGGAGUAUGAUUGCAAUUUGGAUGAAGAGUACAAUGAAGACUAUGAAACCCACCUCACAGAGGACACAGCUGAAUAUGACGCAAUGGUGGAAUAUGUAGACGUAGAAGAUCCUGAUGACAUUGAUGUGACAGAGGAGAUGGAAGAGGGCGAUGAGGAGUUAGAAGGGGUAGAGGAGAUAACAGAGGAGGUAGCUGAGGUGUCUGAAAAAGUGGAUCAAAAAGAGGAUGAAAAUAAAAAUAUUUCAGAGGAGAAGUCUACAGAGAAGCCAACAGAGGCCCCACCCAAGAAACGUAUCCGACCAACAUUCAAGGAGGCCGCACUGAGGGCUUACAGGAAACAGAUGGCUGAACUUGAGCAGCAGAUCCUGGCAGGAGACAGCGGAGAUUUGGAUACACAGCCUCGCAGUCUUUUGGACCCCAAACUGCUCGGCUUGCAGUCUGAAGGGUCUGGCAGUAUUCUUUAUGGUAUUGACAGCAUGCCAGAUUUACGCCGCAAGAGGAUAGUGCCUCUUGUCCGAGACCUGGCUUUGACCCUCACUGCUCGAAAGGCAGGCAUCUCGUUCGCUCUGGUGAACCGCUCCACCCUGAAUGAUGUAGACCUGAAACAACAUGUCUUCAAGAAGACUCUCCAGGCCUUGAUCUACCCAAUUUCAUCCACAACACCCCAUAACUUUGAGGUGUGGACGGCGACGGCACCGACCUACUGCCAUGAGUGCGAGGGGCUGCUGUGGGGCAUCGCCCGGCAGGGCAUGCGCUGCUCAGAGUGUGGCGUCAAAUGCCACGAUAAGUGCCAGGACCUGCUUAAUGCAGAUUGUUUACAAAGGGCGGUGGAGAAGAGCUCCAAGCACGGGGCGGAGGACAAGACCCAGAAUAUCAUCAUGGCUAUGAAGGAGCGCAUGAAGAUCCGGGAGAAAAACACUCCUGAAGUGUUCGAGGUGAUCCAGGAGAUGUUCCACGUCUCCAAAGAAGAACUCACCAGCCAUCUGAAGACUGCCAAACAGGCGGUUCUGGAUGGGACCUCCAAGUGGUCGGCCAAAAUCACCAUCACAGUAAUGAGUGCACAGGGCUUACAGGCCAAGGAUAAAACGGGCUCCAGCGACCCUUACGUCACCGUCCAGGUGGGCAAGACCAAACGCAGGACGAAGACCAUCUUCGGAAACCUCAACCCAGUCUGGGAUGAGAAGUUCUUCUUUGAAUGUCACAACGCCACUGACCGCAUCAAGGUGCGAGUGUGGGACGAAGACGAUGACAUCAAAUCUCGGGUGAAGCAGCAUUUCAAGCGCGAGUCGGACGACUUCUUGGGCCAGACCAUCAUCGAGGUCCGCACCCUCAGCGGGGAGAUGGAUGUUUGGUACAAUCUAGAUAAAAGGACUGACAAGUCUGCGGUAUCUGGUGCCAUCAGACUCAAGAUCAGCGUGGAGAUGAAAGGAGAGGAGAACGUGGUUCCUCCUCACGGCCAGUACACCUGUUUACAUGAGAACCUGUUCCACUACCUGACGGAGGUGAAGAGUGGCGGCGUGGUGAAGAUACCGCAGGUGAAAGGGGACGAGGCGUGGAAGGUCUACUUUGACGACGUGUCCCAGGAGAUAGUGGAUGAGUUCGCCAUGAGAUACGGAGUGGAGUCCAUCUAUCAGGCUAUGACGCACUUCUCCUGUCUGUCCGCCAAGUACAUGUGUCCCGGUGUGCCAGCAGUGAUGAGCAACCUGCUCGCUAAUAUCAACGCUUACUUCGCCCACACCACCACCACCACCACAACCACUGCCUCCGCAUCGGACCGAUUUGCUGCCUCUAACUUUGGGAGGGAGAAAUUUGUCAAAUUAUUGGACCAGCUGCAUAACUCACUGAGGAUCGACCUCUCCAAAUAUCGGAGAUGCAAUUCACCUUAG